Molecule: messenger RNA, 2633 nt
Organism: Sinocyclocheilus anshuiensis
Lineage: Eukaryota; Metazoa; Chordata; Actinopteri; Cypriniformes; Cyprinidae
Product: lysosomal Pro-X carboxypeptidase-like
Exons: 9
Coding region: 1-1395 (464 amino acids)
Biological process (GO): proteolysis; regulation of blood vessel endothelial cell migration; angiogenesis involved in wound healing
Molecular function (GO): serine-type exopeptidase activity; dipeptidyl-peptidase activity
Source: RefSeq, a predicted model, not a curated record
AUGAGAUGGCUGAAGGCCAGAAGAUUGAGGAGACCACCCAGGAAUAAAGACAGUGUAGUAUCGUUAAUACUUCUUUUAAUACAGAUUGACCAUUUUGGUUUUUUGGAGAAUGGCACAUUCAAACAGAGGUACCUUCUUAAUGACCAGCACUGGCACAAGGAAGGAGGCCCAAUCCUGUUUUACACGGGCAAUGAAGGAGACAUCUCAUGGUUCUGUAACAACACCGGUUUCAUGUGGGAUGUAGCAGAAGAGCUGGGAGCCAUGCUGGUUUUUGCUGAACAUCGCUACUAUGGAGAGUCUAUGCCGUUCGGCGAGGAAUCUUACAGUAAUGCAAAGUAUCUGAACUACCUGACCUCAGAACAGGCUUUAGCUGACUUUGCAGUGCUCAUCAAAGCUCUGAAAACAACCCUGCCUGGAGCUCAGAAGAGUUCGGUCAUCGCCAUUGGCGGCUCCUACGGCGGGAUGCUGGCGGCCUGGCUGAGGAUGAAAUAUCCCAGUGCAGUUGUAGGUGCUCUUGCCGCGUCUGCUCCCAUCUGGCAGUUCAUUGUGCCUUGUGGAGAGUUUUACAAAGUGGUCACCCAUGACUUCACCAUCAGUGGUACCAACUGUAGCAGCAACAUCAGGAGGUCAUGGGCGGCUAUUGACAGGGUCUCAGCAUCAGGUGAGGGUCUGCAGUGGCUGUCUCAGGAGUUUGGACUGUGUAGUUCUUUAAAGACUCCAGACGAAGUGUAUGGCUUCAAGGCUUGGCUGCAGGAAACCUGGGUGAACUUAGCCAUGGUGGAUUAUCCAUAUGAAGCCAACUUCCUCCAACCACUUCCAGCCUGGCCUGUUAAGGUGGUGUGCAAAAAUCUUCAUUUUGAUACCGGUGUAUCAGACAAACAGCUGUUGAAUGGUAUCUCUCUUGCCGUAAAAGUGUACUACAAUUACACGGGAGAUGCAGUCUGUCUCAACACCUCACAAACCGCUACUGGGAAUCUGGGCUUACUUGGUUGGUACUACCAGAGCUGCACAGAGAUGGUAAUGCCAAUGUGUACAGACGGCAUCAUUGACAUGUUUGAGCCACAGCCAUGGAACUUCCAGGCCUUCUCAGAUGAGUGCUACAACCAGUUUGGAGUGCGGCCACGGGAAGACUGGGCAGAAAUUGUAUACGGUGGGAGAAACAUAAGUGCUCACAGCAAUAUCAUCUUCAGUAAUGGAAAUCUUGAUCCAUGGAUGAGCGGUGGAGUGACCACGAGUCUUUCAGAAUCUCUGGUUGCCAUUAUGAUCGAUGGAGGUGCUCACCACCUUGAUCUGCGCUACAGCAACGAGUUUGACCCAGAGUCAGUUAUCAAAACACGGGCGUUAGAAGUACGCUACUUCAAGCAGUGGCUCAAUCAGGCAGCAACUACACAAUGAUAUGGAAUCAAGAUCAUUGAAAAUUUUAAGAAACAAGAAACACAAAAUGAACCGUUACUAUUUGCUAUGUGCCAAAGUUAGGGGUCAAGAGUUCAUUUACUUGGUACUUAAGUGGAAAAAAUACAGUUUUUAUCGGGGAGUGGAUGAUAAGUUCUUUUUGGGGAUAAUAAUGUUCCUUGUUUUGUUUUGUUUUUUGUUUGUUUGUGUGUGUGUGUGUGUGUGUGUGUGUGUGUGUGUGUGUUUAUGUGUGUUUUCAAACCAAGAAUGUGCAGUAGAUUUUUGAAGAAAAGUAAGGAACUGAAAGUGUCAGAAAACACCAAAUGCAAAACCACUCUGGGGAAGUGUGCUGUGCCAAAAUCUUAAAGUUGAAUUGUAGCAAUACUAAUCAUACAUAUUCACAGUCAGCUAUGGUUCUUAACUGAAGUAUGCUACAUUUUAAAGGGAUAGUUCACAAGAAAUUAAAAUGCACUCAUUUAUUUACCCUAAUAUCUUUUUAAGCUCAUAUGAUUGUUUUCUUCCAGGAACUCAAAAGGAAACUUUUUCUAGAAGAAAGGGACAAAAAAAUGAGUCCAUAUGACUCGUGUACCAUAUUUAGAGUUCCACAUUUUUAAAAUGUUAUGUGUUGUGAUUGGUUACUAGACAUACAAGAACCAAACUUAUAAUUUGAAAACCGCAGUAAAGGGGAUAAUUUACAUUUUGAUGUGUUUUUCUCACAAAGGUUUAGUAAAUCUUCAGAAUAUUUGGAAUAUAGUGAUGUAGACAAUGUUUAUGCUGGUUUUAUGUUUCUAUAUUGUUCUUUUUGGAGCUUAACAGCACACCCUGGUUGCUACAUGCCUCUGUUGCAUAGAAAACAACAAUAUGAACAUUCUUCAUACUCCUUUGGUGUUCCAUGGAAAAACAUCAUUAAGGUUUGGAACGAGAGUGUGAGUAAAUGAUGCCAGAAAUUUCAUUUUUGGGGGUAAACUAUUCCUUUUAUUCAAUUGAAACAUUUUAAGAAUAAUUUCUACUAUUUAGAACUCAAACAGUCUGAAUUAGUCAUUGAAAUUAGCUGGAUCUAUAGUGUUAUUUUCAAUGUACAGACAUAAUCACCUCAAGUCUACUGUUUUCUGAACAAACUGUGUAUACUUAUGCUUGUACUAGCUGGUUGGUGUUACCUGGUGGUUUUUUUUUUUUUUAAUGUUGCACUAUUUUUAAUGGAAAUGAUGCAUGAACAUGAAUAACAGAAUAAAUGCACAUGA